Messenger RNA from Chenopodium quinoa (quinoa), 735 nucleotides. RefSeq lists its product as uncharacterized. The transcript is spliced from 3 exons. The record is from RefSeq and is a predicted model, not a curated record. The coding region runs from base 1 to 735 and encodes 244 amino acids. Lineage: Eukaryota; Viridiplantae; Streptophyta; Magnoliopsida; Caryophyllales; Amaranthaceae.
AUGAAUAGGACGGAAGAAGAAGUGGUGGACAUUAUUGAGGAUGUUGUGAAGUACUAUAGAGAUUGGCAAGAUGGUGAGAGGGAUUCAACUAGCAAGAGUGGCUCUUCAGUGUACUGCCUAGAUCCCAAGAAACCCGUGAAUGCUAUUGUUACAAGGAGUGGGAAGGUUCUUGAGGAGAGAUUACCUAGGAGGAGUGAAGACAAGGAGGUCCCCAAGGAAGCUUUGGUAGAGAAUGAGGGAGAUAAAGCAUCUUUAGAUGAGGUUGUGGUUGAGACACCUAGAGAGGUGAGAGUAGAGAAAGAGAUUGUGAAACCCAAGCUCCCUUAUCCCCAAAAAUUCAUGAGACACAAAUUGGAUGAGCAAUUUGGGAGAUUUAUUGAUAUGCUCAAACAACUUCACCUUUCUCUACCUUUCACCGAUGUGAUUAACCAAAUGCCUAACUAUGCCAAAUUCCUCAAAGACAUUUUGAGUGGGAAAAGGACUUGUGAUGUUGUGGAGAUCAUCAACUUGACUGAGAAUUCCGAUAGGUCAAUCAAGUUUCCAAAAGGUAAAGUGGAAGAUGUUCCAUUGAGGGUUGGGAAGUUUGUGUUCCCGGGGGAUUUUGUUGUUCUAGAAUUGGAUGAAGAUGAUACCAUUCCUAUCAUUCUAGGUAGACCUUUUCUUGCUACCUCGGGUGCUAUGAUAGAUGUCAAAAGUGAAAAGAUUUCCCUUAAGGUAGGAGAUGAGGUCAUAUAA